AGGAGGAGAAUGAGCCCAGGAGACAGAGAUAUAGCCGAAGCUAAGUGCGCCGAACUGCUAGCGGCCGGCCUCAUAAGGGAGUCGACAUCCGACUAUGCAGCGGCUACGGUGGUGGCAGCGAGGAAGGACUUAACUGGAGAAACAUUGGCACGGAGGAUGUGUGGCGAUUACAGAGGACUGAACCGCGUGACGAAGAGCGACAGAUACCCCAUGCCCAUGGCUGAAGAGAUCUUCGACAAGCUGGCUGAAGGGAGGGUGUACUCGACACUGGACCUGAGGCAGGGAUUCAAUCAGAUCCCAAUCAAGGAGGAGGACAAGCAGAAGACCACCUUCCAUGGCCCUGACCGUCUGUACGAGUGGAACUACAUGCCAUUUGGGCUCAAGAACACGUCGGCGAAGUUUCAGCGAGUAAUGGACCUAGUACUACGAGGAAUUCCGCAGGCUAUCUGCUACAUAGACGAUGUAGUGGUCUUCAGCAAGGAUGGGAAGCAGCAUGUGGCCGACGUGGCGGCUACCCUGGCGGCGAUUCAGGCAGCGGGCCUGACUUGUCAUCCAGGAAAAUGCCAUUUCGGGGUAAAGACAGUAGCGUAUCUGGGUUUUCAAGUGGGGGAGGGUGGACUGUCAGUUCAGCAGGCCAAGGUAGAGGUGGUAGAUAGACUAAAGCCGCCUACCGACAGGAGCACUCUUAGAGCGCAGCUGGGAUUCUUGAACUACUACCGGAAGAUCGUUCCGAACUUCAGCAAGAUGGCAAGGGCCUUAAACCGACUCUUGCGAGAGGACGAGCCCUGGAAGUGGGGAGAAGAGCAAGAAGGCGCAUGGAGGACUUUAAAGGAAGCAGUGAAGUCAGCGCCCAUGCUGAAAUUGCCCAACCCAGAGAAGCCCUUCACACUGUAUAUUGACUGGAGCAGCAGUGGGAUCGGGGCUGUCCUGUGCCAGGAGGAAGAGGGGCUGGAGAGAGUAGUAGCGUACGCCAGUCGGUCUUGCAGUCCAGCGGAAGGAAAUUACAGCUCCUACAAGGGAGAGGGGCUAGCAGCGGUGUGGGCUGUGGAGCUCUUCAGGCCAUACUUGCAAGGAAGGAGAUUUACGCUGGUCACCGAUCACCAACCUUUGAUGUGGCUGAUGACGAACCAGACGCUGAAGGGGCGGAAUGCGAGAUGGGCUAUGAGGCUGCAGGAGUUCGAGUUCGAUGUUAAGCAUAGGCUGGGGAAGACCCUCCAGCACGUGGAUGGGCUGUCCAGGCAGGGCCCAGCGGCGCAGCUGUCAACCAUCAGCAGUGCAGAGACAGAACUUACCUGCCUGGCUACGCGAGUCUGGAGGCGCCGGACGAGGCGGUGGUGGAGCUGGCAGACAUCGCUCUCGACUGCCUCAAGAUGCCCGCCUCCCGCCGCCCCCACAUGAAGGACGUCGCGCGACGCCUG
Molecule: messenger RNA, 1418 nt
Organism: Closterium sp. NIES-67
Lineage: Eukaryota; Viridiplantae; Streptophyta; Zygnematophyceae; Desmidiales; Closteriaceae
Source: the annotation of a GenBank genome assembly